GCUUGCUUGGUCUUUCGCUCCUUAAUCUCCUUUUGCGGUCCUCUCUGCCUUCCUUUCUCUCUCUAUGAAGGUAAUCAGAUUCCAUACAAUUUACAAUUUCACUGCAGUGAAUCUAACGAAUUCCCUUAAUGUAUGUAGGUCAUUCGCUGCCGAAAAACAGCUUUUCCUUUUCAGAACAAUAUCGGAGGUGUAAAUACAUUCAUUUGGACUGUGAAAUUUGCAUUUGGAUUUUUAAAGAGCAAGACUUUUCCCCAGAUUUUCUUUGCGAUAGAUAUUUUCAUCCCUUAAAGUCCGGACUACGGAAAACGACCCUGAUGGUGCAGAUAGGGGGAAGGCUGAUCAAUAGAACGGAAAUCAAUUCUGGGAAGCAGUAGCACCAGCGAAAACAAACAAAAAAAAACAACAACGUUAUCUGUCCUCCUGUUGCCUAGAGACCAAGUCCUCCAACAAGCCAAGCCCUGCCUCCUGGGAUGGGGAAUGCUGUGAGGGCCAAUCUGAUCAGGGGCCGUUCCACCUGCCAGUCUGGCGUAGCAGCCUGAAGCCGAGGGUUGGACUGUGGAAGAACUGGACCGUACAGCACCGGACCGCACCGGACCGCACCGCGACCCCUCGAGCAGCAGACCAUGUCGAGGCCCGGAGGAACCGCAUGGCUGCCGCUCCUGUUCGCCCCCGCCUGCGCCAUGCUCAACGCCAACCUGCUCGUCUGGACGGCCGCCGCCGCGGCGUGGCUGACCGCGGUCACCGUCAGCGGUCAGCAGCCGCAGUACUCCGUCGUCACCACAAACUACGGCAAGAUCCGCGGAUUAAAAACGGCCCUGCCCAACGAGAUCCUGGGGCCGGUGGAGCAGUACCUGGGGAUCCCCUACGCCGCUCCGCCCACCGGCUCCCGGAGGUUCCAGGCCCCCGAGCCCCCCUCCUCCUGGCCCGGCAUCCGGAACGCCACACAGUUCGCGGCGGUCUGUCCCCAGUACCUGGAGGACAGGUACCUGCUGAACGACAUGCUGCCCGUGUGGUUCACCGCCAAUUUGGAUACAGUGGUUACCUACGUGCAGGACCAAAAUGAAGACUGCCUUUACUUAAACAUCUACGUGCCCACGGAGGACGAUAUUCAUGAUGAGAACGGCUUGAAGCCAGUCAUGGUGUACAUUCAUGGUGGAUCCUACAUGGAGGGAACGGGGAACAUGAUUGACGGGAGCAUCCUUGCAAGCUACGGCAAUGUCAUCGUGAUCUCCAUCAACUACAGAUUAGGAGUUUUGGGAUUUCUAAGCACAGGUGACCAGGCUGCUAAAGGAAACUAUGGACUACUUGACCAGAUCCAAGCAUUGCGAUGGAUCAAGGAAAACAUCCAAGCAUUCAAGGGGGAUCCGAAGAGGGUCACCAUAUUCGGGUCUGGGGCCGGAGCCUCCUGCGUUAGCCUGUUGACCCUGUCCCACUAUUCAGAAGAUCUUUUUCAGAAAGCCAUUAUCCAGAGUGGGACAGCGCUGUCCAGCUGGGCAGUCAACUACCAGCCAGCCAAAUACACCCGUAUGCUGGCCGAGAAGGUUGGCUGCAACAUGCUGGACACCACCGACUUGGUGGAGUGCCUGCAGAACAAGAACUACAAGGAGCUCAUCGAGCAGAACAUCACUCCCGCGAAGUAUCACAUCGCCUUCGGGCCCGUCAUCGACGGGGACGUGAUCCCGGACGACCCGCAGAUCCUGAUGGAGCAGGGCGAGUUCCUCAACUACGACAUCAUGCUGGGCGUCAACCAGGGGGAGGGAUUUAAGUUUGUGGACGGCAUUGUGGACAGCGAGGACGGCGUGUCCGCCAAUGACUUCGAUUUCGCCGUUUCCGACUUCGUGGAUCACCUGUACGGGUACCCAGAGGGGAAGGACACCCUCCGGGAGACCAUUAAGUUCAUGUACACGGACUGGGCCGACAAGGAGAACCCAGAGACCCGCAGGAAGACGCUGGUGGCGCUUUUCACGGACCACCAGUGGGUGGCGCCAGCCGUGGCCACAGCUGACCUGCACGCUCAGUACGGCUCGCCAACUUACUUUUACGCCUUCUACCACCACUGCCAAAGCGACAUGAAGCCCAGCUGGGCCGACUCGGCGCAUGGAGACGAGGUCCCCUAUGUGUUUGGGAUCCCCAUGAUCGGGCCUACGGACCUCUUCAACUGCAACUUCUCCAAGAAUGACGUCAUGCUGAGUGCUGUCGUCAUGACCUACUGGACCAACUUUGCCAAAACCGGAGAUCCGAAUCAGCCAGUUCCCCAAGAUACAAAAUUCAUCCACACGAAACCGAACCGCUUUGAGGAGGUGGCCUGGUCCAAGUACAACCCCAAGGACCAGCUGUACCUGCACAUCGGCCUGAAGCCCAGGGUCAGGGACCACUACCGGGCCACCAAGGUGGCUUUCUGGCUGGAGCUGGUCCCACACCUGCAUAACAUAAACGAACUCUUCCAGUACGUAUCCACAACAACCAAGAUCCCUCCGCAGGACACCACGCCCUUCCCCUACACCAAGCGUUUCCCGGGGAAGAACUGGCCCUCCACCACCCGGCACCCCUUCGUCCCCCCGGGCAACACCAAGCAGGUGACGGACCAGCAGAAGACGGGCGAGCCGGACGAGACGGCGGUGAUCAUCGAGAACAAGCGGGACUACUCCACCGAGCUGAGCGUCACCAUCGCGGUGGGAGCCUCCCUCCUCUUCCUCAACAUCCUGGCCUUCGCCGCGCUCUACUACAAGAAGGACAAGCGCCGGCACGAGUCCAACCGCCGGCCCAGCCCACAGAGGAACGCCACGGCCAACGACAUCGCCCACAUCCAGAACGAGGAGAUCAUGUCCCUGCAGAUGAAGCAGCUGGAGCACGACCACGAGUGCGAGUCGCUGCAGGCGCACGACACGCUCCGCCUCACCUGCCCGCCCGACUACACGCUCACCCUCCGCCGCUCGCCGGACGACAUCCCGCUCAUGACCCCCAACACCAUCACCAUGAUCCCCAACUCUCUGGCCGCCAUGCAGCCCAUGCACACCUUCAACACCUUCAGCGGCAGCCAGAACAGUACUAACCUCCCCCACGGACACUCCACCACACGGGUAUAGCUCUGCCCCCCCCCCGACACGAUCAGCCAGCCUCCACCCAGGAAGGGCCGGAGCAGGGCAAGGGGCUUGCUGGGGUGGCUUAGGUGGGCAGAGGGGGAUUUCAAUCACAACUCUUAUUUAGGAGAAUAAAACAAAUAAAAACAAUAAAGAAAAAAAUAUAUAUUGAGUUAACUUUCCCCCUACUGAGACUGAUCACAGAAGAUACUAUUUUGUUACUGAGCCUUCUUGAAAUAUAUAUUGGAGUUGAACUCAACUUAACUGUGAAAUGUGAAAAGUGAAUGUCACUAUAGUAAUACUGCAUUCAGACAUAAACGUCUGAAAGGAUCAAAUUAAGUUCCUUGAAAAAACACAGACUGAACAUUUUUUCCACUUCCCAAACACUGGUACAGUAUAGAAGACAAAAGCAUAAAGUAUAUUUCUGUGUGUAGCAAGUGAUAAGGUAACAAAAAGCUUUGUAUGUGCCAUACAUUGUAUGCCAAGAACAACCAACAAGGAUUAUCUUGUACGUGAAAAGGUUUUCUAAAUGAGAGACAAAUGAUUUGAUUUGAAGGGACUAUGCAGAUGAAAUGGCGGAGAAUCUGGACAUAAAAGCAGUCAGUUUUUUUUUCCCCAGCCUGAAUUGUAUUUAUGAAACUUUGUAAAAACGGAAAACUAUGUAAAUAGUUGUGAGUAAAACAUACUAAAACAAAACAAACAAAAUAGCUUUUAUUGUUGUUUUGAGUUGAAAUGACUUUUAUGAGGCUUGUGCUUUCAGUUGUGUGUAAAUAUGUUGGUCAUAUAAUUUUUACAAAAAAAAAAAAAAAGAUCAUCUUCAUUUUCAAUGGAAAAAGAAAAAAAAACUUUUUUGAGAGCAUAUAUCCUACAGAUUAUCAUAGUGGAUCAUGACCUUCAUUUCUGCCAACACUUGCAUGUUUGAGUAUUUCUUUACAACUGCAUUGGAAGUGUACCGUCUUAAUUGGGGGUUGAUCACUGAUCAUUUGAAUGGUGGUUUAUAUAUAUGAGUGGCAAAAUGUCGGGGGAACCUAAGGAAAAUGCUUGGCCGAUGGAAAUUUGUUUAGUCCUUUAGCUAAAUUGAAGGAAAAGAUAAUAAUAAAUAAAUAAAAAACAUACCAAAAUACUGUUACAGGCAAGGCACCACUGACAAACAGAAGAAGGCCCCAAGUGCUACAAAACCACACUCACAAAGUGAACACGUGGUAAAAUGGUCGCCCUGGACCAGAGCCUGAUCCCGAGGCCAUUUAUAAAGCCCAACAAUUAGGAAAAUGUCAGCUGUUUGGCAAUGAGCCAAGGCUGCUACCAUGCGUGUGAGUGGGACUGAUGCUGUUUUCUGGCCCACCUGAAGUUGUGGAGGACCGUGCACCGAUACAGGAGCAGAGAGAUAGAGCUGCAGGUGCCACACCCUUCUUGGUGCCACUACAUUAUAUAAAUAUAUAUAUAUAUAUUUUGUGUAUGUACUGUAUGUGUGUGUGAUCAUCAAUGAACCCCAUAUAUAAAGACUUGUUUUCAUGCUUCUCCAUACUUUGCCGCUUUAGUAUGGUUUAUUAUAUACAUAUAUAUGUUUCUUAUUAUUUUUCUUUUAGCAACCUACACACUGCCUCAGCUUCAGAAGUGACCAGCAUUGCAUAAUUUAGAACAGGGCAGUGGGCAUUGACACUUUGAUUAACAUUAGAUGGAUAUGUUUGUAAUGAAAUAUCUGUUAUAUAUUUCAAAUUUGCUAGCAAUAUGUAAGGUACUGUGCCAAGCUAGUGAUACUUUGGGUUAAAAGGAAAGUAAAUAAGAUUAAAUAACAGUCAUCACCAUGACAAUGAAGAUGGUAAUGGAGAUGGUAAUUCAAAUCAUAAUAGUACUAAAAAUAACCAUUAACCCAAUCACUUUAUUUUAUCUUUCUUUCUGUUUGUUGUUUGUAAGUAUGCAUCCUUUUUAAAAGAAGGGACAUGACAAAGGUUAAAGAAAGAAAAUCACCAUGGAUGAUUAUGAUGUUACUUUAAACACAGGAGGUACGUAUCCUGGCCUUUGAUUCUUUAGCUGUCAAGGCACGCAGGGUUUCAAUGUAGGAUAUUACAUUGUAUUGUCUCAUUUUGUUUGCAGUUUUUGCCUUAAGUGAUAGAUGAUAUUUCUGGCUGUACACCUGUAUAAAAUUUUUCUGCUGCAUUUUUAAUAAAAUAUCACAAUAUUUUCUAA
Molecule: messenger RNA, 5267 nt
Organism: Conger conger (European conger)
Lineage: Eukaryota; Metazoa; Chordata; Actinopteri; Anguilliformes; Congridae
Gene: nlgn4xa
Product: neuroligin 4 X-linked a
Exons: 6
Coding region: 624-3086 (820 amino acids)
Biological process (GO): postsynaptic membrane assembly; presynaptic membrane assembly; modulation of chemical synaptic transmission
Cellular component (GO): postsynaptic specialization membrane; synapse; cell surface
Molecular function (GO): signaling receptor activity; neurexin family protein binding
Source: RefSeq, a predicted model, not a curated record